Messenger RNA from Choloepus didactylus (southern two-toed sloth), 4042 nucleotides. RefSeq names its product thrombospondin 3 (gene THBS3). Gene Ontology annotation, cellular component: extracellular region. Gene Ontology annotation, molecular function: calcium ion binding; heparin binding. The transcript has 22 exons. The coding region runs from base 805 to 3786 and encodes 993 amino acids. NCBI's taxonomy places the organism in Eukaryota, Metazoa, Chordata, Mammalia, Pilosa, Megalonychidae. Gene Ontology annotation, biological process: cell adhesion. The record is from RefSeq and is a predicted model, not a curated record.
UGUUGCCUUGGUGACCGGAACCGAGGCGCCCCUCCGCUUCAUCCGGGUCAUGGCCCACCCCCCCGGUACCCACUGUGUUCCCGGGUCUCGGCGGUGGCCUGUGGCCUCUCCCCUGGUCUUCUCCAAUUCCUGACGUCCUUUUCCUCUGUCCUGACUUCUUCACUUCGACCUCACUGACCACUGUUUUAGACUCUCUUUCCGGUUCCCAUCGGACGCUUCCAGACUCAAGUUUUCUUAGGGAUGAGAGAAAAUGGAGUCACAGGCACGUGUCAGGAUACCCCACCUCAAUAAAGAGGACUUGCUCUGUCAGAGUAGCAAACUUUAUGCCAUGUGGGCAUGCCCUGGGCACUACAACAAGCUAAUCUUGGCCACUCCCUUGGCAUCUUCUCAUGCCAGCUGUGGAAUAAUGCCCACUGUCUGGUACUGCCCUUGCCAGGAGUUCCUGCCUUCCCCAGCUGUGGCUUUCAAGAAACAGUAGCAUUCGGUAGUAGCAUCUCAGUAGAGCCAAGGCCCCCCAACAAGAGGAUGCCAGGAGAGGGGGAGGCACCUAGUGGAGAGGACCACUAGGUAGGGGCAGGAGGCAGGGAGGCCUCUAGGUCUCCUGCUCUGUGCCCCUGGUUCCGGGAGCUGGGGAUGCCUCUAGGGUGAUUGGCAGCUCUUUGUUUCAGCCCCCCCUCACCCGCCUACUGGCCCCCCCCUUUCAACUCUCCCCUCCAUCCCUCCGCCCCCUGCUCCUGCUCUCUCCGCCUAGCCUUUUCCCCUCCCAGCCGUUUGCUGCCAGGGGUAGUGAGCCGGCUGAGCGGCAUGGAGACGCAGGAAAUUCGGGGGGCCCUGGCUCUUCUCCUCCUUUGCUCUUUUGCAUCUGCCAGUCAGGACCUGCAGGUGAUUGACCUGCUGACUGUGGGCGAGUCCCGGCAGAUGGUAGCUGUGGCAGAGAAGAUCCGGACAGCCCUGCUCACUGCUGGGGACAUCUACCUCUUGUCCACCUUCCGCCUGCCCCCCAAGCAGGGUGGUGUCCUCUUUGGCCUCUACUCUCGCCAAGACAACACGCGAUGGCUGGAGGCCUCCGUUGUGGGCAAGAUCAACAAAGUGCUGGUGCGGUACCAGCGGGAGGAUGGCAAAACCCAUGCAGUGAACCUACAGCAAGCAGGCCUGGCUGAUGGGCGCACACACACGGCUCUCUUGCGACUGCGAGGCCCGUCCCAACCCAGCCCUGCCCUGCAGCUCUAUGUGGACUGCAAACUGGGUGACCACCAUGCUGGCCUCCCUGCACUGGCCCCCAUCCCUCCAGCAGAGGUCAAUGGGCUGGAGAUUAGGACUGGACAGAAGGCUUAUUUGAGGAUGCAGGGCUUCGUGGAAUCUAUGAAAAUGAUUCUGGGUGGGUCCAUGGCUCGGGUCGGAGCCCUGAGCGAGUGUCCGUUCCAGGGGGAUGAGUCCAUCCACAGUGCAGUGACCAAUGCACUCCACUCCAUCCUAGGGGAGCAAACCAAGGCGCUGGUCACCCAACUCACCCUCUUCAACCAGAUCCUGGUGGAGCUGCGGGAUGAUAUCCGAGAUCAGGUGAAGGAAAUGUCCUUGAUUCGAAACACCAUCAUGGAGUGUCAGGUGUGCGGCUUCCAUGAGCAGCGUUCCCAUUGCAGCCCCAACCCCUGCUUCCGAGGCGUGGAUUGCAUGGAAGUGUACGAGUACCCCGGCUACCGCUGUGGGCCCUGCCCCCCUGGCCUGCAGGGCAACGGCACCCACUGCACCGACAUCAACGAGUGUGCUCACAGUGACCCCUGCUUCCCGGGCUCCAGCUGUAUCAACACUAUACCCGGCUUCCACUGUGAGGCCUGUCCACAAGGGUACAAGGGCACACAGGUGUCUGGUGUGGGCAUCGACUACGCCCGGGCCAGCAAACAGGUCUGCAACGAUAUUGAUGAAUGCAACGAUGGUAACAAUGGUGGCUGUGACCCUAACUCCAUCUGCACCAAUACCGUGGGCUCUUUCAAGUGUGGUCCUUGCCGCCUGGGUUUCCUGGGCAACCAGAGCCAGGGCUGCCUCCCAGCCCGGACCUGCUACAGCCCAGCCCACAGCCCCUGCCAUGUCCAUGCUCACUGUCUCUUUGAACGCAAUGGUGCAGUGUCCUGCUCGUGCAACGUGGGCUGGGCAGGGAACGGGAACGUGUGUGGGCCUGACACAGACAUCGACGGCUAUCCAGACCAGGCACUGCCCUGCAUGGACAACAACAAACACUGCAAACAGGACAACUGCCUUUUGACACCCAACUCUGGACAGGAAGAUGCUGAUAAUGAUGGCGUGGGGGACCAGUGUGACGAUGAUGCCGAUGGGGAUGGGAUCAAGAAUGUUGAGGACAAUUGCCGGCUGUUCCCCAACAAGGACCAGCAGAACUCAGAUACAGAUUCAUUUGGUGAUGCAUGUGACAACUGCCCCAACGUACCCAACAAUGACCAGAAGGACACAGAUGGCAACGGGGAAGGGGACGCCUGUGACAAUGACGUGGAUGGGGAUGGCAUCCCCAAUGGGUUGGACAAUUGCCCUAAAGUCCCCAACCCACUACAGACAGACAGGGAUGAGGAUGGGGUGGGCGAUGCCUGCGAUAGCUGCCCUGAAAUGAGCAAUCCCACCCAGACAGAUGCAGACAGCGACCUGGUGGGGGAUGUCUGUGACACCAAUGAAGACAGUGAUGGGGAUGGGCAUCAGGACACCAAGGACAACUGCCCACAGCUGCCCAAUAGCUCCCAGCUGGACUCAGACAAUGACGGUCUGGGAGAUGAAUGUGAUGGGGAUGAUGACAAUGAUGGUGUCCCAGAUUAUGUGCCUCCUGGUCCUGAUAACUGUCGCCUGGUGCCCAAUCCCAAUCAGAAGGACUCAGAUGGCAACGGCGUGGGUGAUGUGUGUGAGGAUGACUUUGACAAUGACACAGUAGAUGACCCCUUGGAUGUGUGCCCUGAAAGUGCAGAGGUAACCCUCACAGACUUUCGAGCCUAUCAGACUGUCGUCUUGGAUCCGGAGGGUGACGCUCAGAUUGAUCCAAACUGGGUCGUGCUCAACCAGGUACAUGGGGCAGUGGGGCUGGGCAGGUGCUGUCAGACCAGACUGCCAGGUGGGGCCAAGGUGGGGUGGUGCACCUGGAUCAGGGCUUUCUUCUUUACCACACAACACCAGGGCAUGGAAAUCGUUCAGACCAUGAACAGUGACCCCGGCCUGGCAGUUGGGUACACAGCCUUCAAUGGUGUGGACUUUGAAGGCACCUUCCACGUAAAUACGGUGACUGACGAUGACUAUGCAGGCUUUCUCUUCAGCUACCAGGACAGCGGCCGCUUCUAUGUGGUCAUGUGGAAACAGACAGAGCAGACCUACUGGCAGGCCACACCUUUCCGGGCUGUUGCCCAGCCUGGACUGCAGCUCAAGGCAGUGACAUCAACGACUGGCCCAGGCGAGCAUCUCCGGAAUGCCCUGUGGCAUACCGGCCACACCCCUGAUCAGGUACAACUGCUGUGGACUGACCCACGAAACGUGGGCUGGCGUGACAAGACCUCCUACCGCUGGCAGCUGCUGCACCGGCCUCAAGUUGGCUACAUUCGGGUGAAGCUCUAUGAGGGUCCCCAACUAGUGGCGGAUUCUGGGGUGAUCAUUGACACAUCCAUGCGAGGGGGGCGUCUUGGUGUAUUCUGCUUCUCCCAAGAAAACAUCAUUUGGUCCAAUCUCCAGUAUCGAUGCAAUGACACAGUGCCCGAGGACUUUGAGCCAUUCCGGAGGCAGCUGCUCCAGGGAAGGGUGUGAGGAGGUGGCCACCGGAUUCAGAAUCCUGAUUUUAGACCCUUUGGCCUUUGGGGUCCAUCCAGGAGACCCUGGGGUCUAAUCUACAGACCCUCGGCCAAACACAGAUCCUCCUCUGACACCAACUGAAAGUUCAGCCCCAGAGGGGUGGUGACCCCAUUGUUCAGGGGAUGGGAAGUUGCUUUCAAGGGGUAUUUCUCAGGCACUGACCCCAGGAAAGAUAACUGCACACUGCCAUAAAGUUCCCGUUGUUUUCUAA